GUGGUCACUGCACAUCGUAAUGAAAAUCUAGUUUUACGAUUGCGUUCAGAAGAUAACAGACGUUCCUUGCUUCAAUUCGUCGGUGCCGUGCAAAUUGACGGCACAGAAAUAAUGGUCGCUGCAUCCGGACAACAUUGUGCCUUUGUGACAACAUAAUAAAGUGGAGUUUACAGUGUGUGGAAACUAUGAAGCCGGAAAACAGAAUGAGGGCCCUCAACAUGGAGGACAGCCAGCCCCCGUCGCAGGCGCAGUCCACAAUCACUCUGGUCAAUAUCCACAACAUCAAACCCGAAAAGGAGGAUGAGUACAACCCGUUUGAGCACAGAAAACUGGCACAUCCUACAUCAACAUCAGGUGCGUUCUUCCAUCUUCUCAAAUCCUCGCUCGGCUCAGGCUUACUGGCCAUGCCUUACGCCUUCAAGAACACGGGUUUGAUUCCCGGAGCGAUCGGCACCAUAAUUGUGGCUGUGAUCGCGACGCAUUGCGUUCAUAUACUGGUGAGCACUUCAAGAGACGUCUGCAGGGUGUGCCGAUCACCUUUCCUGAGCUACACCGACACAUGUGAGAAGGUUUUCAAGUAUGGACCAGUGAGGCUACGGCGGUAUUCCACGCAUGUAAUGCAUUUUGCGGACUUCGCCAUGGCGGGAGUAUGUUUGGGAGGCACAAGUGUCUACGUAUUGUUCAUCGCUUCCUCGUUGCAAAAUAUCUUCGAUCACUUCUUCCCCGAGCACAAGUUCUCCAUCAUCGCUUACUGCGGGAUGCUGCUCAUCCCACUCAUCCUCAUCACUCAGAUCCGAUACCUCAAGUUCCUCGUGCCAUUCUCGAUGGUCGCCAACCUCUGCCUUCUGGUCACCUUCGGGAUCACCUGCUAUUACACCUUCACUGGCAUCCCUGAGAAGUCAAACGCUGAGCUGGCUACAAACAUCACUAAAUGGCCUUUAUUUAUAAGUACAGCAAUUUUCGCGAUGGAAGGCAUAAACGUGGUGAUGCCAGUGGAGAAUGAGAUGAAGAAGCCAGCCGACUUCCUCGGCUGUCCAGGGGUGCUGAACGUGACCAUGGUCUUCGUGGCAGCGCUGUAUGGGACGGUGGGGAUCUUUGGAUACAUCAAAUACGGGGAUGAGGUGCUGGGCAGCAUCACGCUGAAUCUGCCAGAAAAUGAAGCGCCAGCGCUAACUGCGAAGAUACUGGUAGCCAUCGCUGUCUUCUUCACAUACUGCCUGCAAAUGUACGCGCCUAUGGACAUCAUCUGGUCACGACUCCAGAAGUCGGUCGGGCAGAAGUACCAGAACAUGGGCCAAGUUCUGCUGAGGACGCUCAGUGUCACUCUGACCGUGAUCCUGGCCAUAGCUGUACCAGAUUUAGCUCUCUUGAUUGAACUUGUGGGCGCCAUCUUUUUCUCAACGCUGGGACUGCUCAUCCCCGUAGUGGUACAAACAGUCCACCGCUGGGACCGUGGGCUGGGCAAAUACCAGUACAUAUUGUGGAAGAAUGGACUACUAUUGUUGUUUUAUCUUUUAGUGUUACUGUCAGGUUGUUAUUCUGCUGUGAGUAAAUUAGUUGCGAAGUUUUUAUAGUCUUGAGUCUUACAGUUAAAAUAAAGUGCAUUUAGUGGUAAUGGUACUUAGUCAAGAUCUAUUUAUUGUAUGGUAAAUGUAUGAGUAAUGUUGAAUGGAUUGUAAGUUUUAAUGGUAAAUUCCUUGUUAUUACCUAUCAACAUGUAUUUUAAUGAUACUAAUAAGCUAUUGCUAUUUUUAUAACGUAGGUACAGCCAGUAUUACACAUUGUGCGAAUUCUGCUUCAGUAUUAAAAAAUAUUUUUUCAAAAAACUUAAAAUAAGGUAAUUAUAAAUGUAGGUAAGUUUCUUUCCGUGUUAGGUAUAAUAAAAAAGUAUUAAUUUUUAAUAGACUGCUCAGUUCUUGAAUAUACAAUUUUCAUACAUUUAAAAAUUUACUUUGUCUUUGUUUAAUUUAUUUAUUGAGAAACUCAACAGCAAUUUUACAAUAAUUUUUUUAUUGUCGAAAGUGACCCAAUUUCAACUUUUCUAUUUUUUUUGGCUCUUUUCAGUAAUAUCUCUGGUCUGUUUAUUGGACGAGAUUGUCCAAGGAUCAGUUGUUGUUGCCUAAGACAGAUGUUAUUUGUAAGAGAAAUAAGGUGAGUAUAGCAAUUAAAUACAAUUAUAUUUUUCCAUAUAUUAUUUUAUUAUUAUUAUCAACAAUCUUUUACAUAUUUCCAUCACGUGACAGUAAUGAGAACCAAAAAAAUUAUUUGACAUACAUAACAUCAUUUCCAUUAAGAUCAAUAUAUUGCUUAGAAUUUAAAAUAUAUUAUAUAUAAAUUAAUUAAUAUAUUAUAGGCGAUAUUUAAGUGAUAUUAACGCUUAAAAUGUGUGAUAUUUUUUCAAUUUGGUGACAAUGUUUUGGCAAUGGUCCCUUAAUGUAAAUACGGUGUGCUAUAAGCCUUUUAACAAUAUUAAAUAAAUAACUUGGUAAAAAUCCGGCAAAGGAUUUCCAAUUAAAAAAACAAUUAAAAACAUUUCCUUGUUAAAGUCCGAGCACGUAGAAUUUCGUCCAAUGACCCCAAGUUACCCAUACUUAUCGCUCACGCGUAAUUAUAUUGCUGUCGCGACUGUGCGACGGUCGGCCGCAGUGAGUGUGCGGAAGAAAUUCUACGUGCUCGGCGACCGGACUUUAGCUCAAAUAACGGUGAAUACAGGGUGUUUUGUAGAUCAAACAAAAGGAUUGUUUUACUGCUUAAAUGCAACAUAUUUCUCCACUGGACCCUGAGUUCAAAGUUCAAAUUAUAAAAAAAAAAGUUUUAUAACAAAUUGUCAUGAGCAAUCACUAAUUUUUUGAGGAGUUUAUGACAUUGUUCCUUGAUAUUUGAGUUCUACUACUCAAAUAUCAAGGAAUGAAUCCUCAGAGUUUUGCCGUAUUUAAUCCCGGAUAAAAUUAAAUAGAUUUAUUUGCAGCAACAACAUAGAUAUUAUAAGCUUAAAUAUUUCUUAUUUUUAACAUUUUCUGUUUACACACCUACACAACACUGAAUAUUACAUUUGCAAAUAAAUAUUUUUAUAUUUGAAUAGUUAAAUAUGAAAGAAACAAUAAGUAGGAAAUGUAUCACUUAAUCUAACUUUAUGCAUAUUAUAUUAAAUCAGUUUUUAUUUCAUUUAUUUCGUAUAAUGUAUAACGGCAAAGGAUAUUUUUAGGAAAGUACAUUAUUUAUAUCGAAAAAUACUUUUUUCUGUAACAACGCUCUUAUUUUUUAGCUAAAUUGUUAUUUGGCAUACUGUUAUUGACUAGAAUAUUUUGAGAUCAAACUUUUUUAUGAAAUGACUAUGGAUAUAACUUCAUUUAUAAUAUUAUUUACAUAAAUGAAUAACUUUAUAUUACAUUUAACUAUUAUGUUUAGCUGAAAUUAUACUAUUUCAUUACAUAAAUUUUCACUAAAAAUUCUUUUAACGAUUUUAUGCAUUCUGAAUUAUAUUAUUAUAGAUAUACGUACUUAUAUUUAUUAUUAUUACCUAUAAAUAAACUUGGAAUGUCAUUAUGCUAUACAACAUAACGUUAGUAAUUGAAAUAGUAAAUAUAUGACAUUAUUGUGCGACAUAAAUACUAGUACAGUAAAUAAGUCAUUUUGUAAUUUAUCUUACGUUAGUUAGCUGCCACUUAGUUGUCAAAAGGCAAGAAUAGAAUAAUAAAUAACUAUUUAUUUA
Molecule: messenger RNA, 3712 nt
Organism: Ostrinia nubilalis (European corn borer)
Lineage: Eukaryota; Metazoa; Arthropoda; Insecta; Lepidoptera; Crambidae
Product: proton-coupled amino acid transporter-like protein CG1139
Exons: 9
Coding region: 186-1574 (462 amino acids)
Biological process (GO): amino acid transmembrane transport
Molecular function (GO): L-amino acid transmembrane transporter activity
Source: RefSeq, a predicted model, not a curated record